Malaya genurostris is the source of this 938-nucleotide messenger RNA. RefSeq names its product steroid receptor RNA activator 1-like. Lineage: Eukaryota; Metazoa; Arthropoda; Insecta; Diptera; Culicidae. The transcript has 3 exons. Gene Ontology annotation, biological process: regulation of transcription by RNA polymerase II. The coding region runs from base 135 to 818 and encodes 227 amino acids. The record is from RefSeq and is a predicted model, not a curated record. Gene Ontology annotation, cellular component: nucleus.
ACCGAGAAUUGUUAUUGCAUUUACUUUGUUUACGUAUUGAUACGGAUCGGCGGUACUAUUCCAACUUCUUUCUUAGAAAAUCUGUUCCAUUUAAUUUUAUAUCGAGUAUUACCAUUGCAAUAUUAAGAUAGAAAAUGAGUGGGGAAAACUAUCGCAGUGCUACAAAAUCACACGACCCAGGUUGGAAUGAUCCUCCGAAAAUUGAUUACAAUUCAACCGAAGGGAGUCCAAAACAAACUAAGCUAAAUUUAAACAAACGAGUAGCAUUCCCGGUACUAAAUGCUACCAAUCCUCAAGUUCCAGUGGGAAGCUUACUUCCUCAUUUCGUUCCUCCUAGUGCAUCCGAACACCCGAAUGUACACAGCAUUCCUGCUACUCAACCAUGUGUAUUAACAACUCCUCCGAAAUCUGUACCUAAUCAAAGCCAGAAAAUCACAUCCGUGCAAGACACUUCGAUUUAUCCGGACAGCUCGGACAUGCUAAAAGAUUUUCAAGAGGCACUGGAUCAACUCGUCCUUGAAUUAGACAGUUCCAAACAAGCGGAAAUCCGGAAACGAUGUGCUUUAAUUGAACGAAGCUGGAGCGAUGGAAAGUUGUGCGAAAGUUUAACUAGAAAAUUAUAUCGAUUAGCUCAAGCACUAACCGAUAGAAAGGCAACCGAGGCAAAUGAGAUUCACCGGUCGAUAGUGGUGGAUCACGGAAGCGAUUGUGUUCAAUGGGCUCCGGCAUUACGACAACUUGUACUGACAGUAGCCAAAGAAAAGGUCACAGAAGACAGUAAGACUAAAUCCAUCGUCGAGCCCCUAUCUGGCGCGUAAAACCAGUCAUUUAUUUAUUAAAUUAUACAGCGUAAAGUUUUGUUUGGUUUUAUAUUUUGUGAUCUAUUACAUUAUUAAAAUGUGCGGUAAAAAUAAAGUUUGUUCAAUAGUACGUAAAAA